This is a messenger RNA of Tyto alba (common barn owl), 9054 nucleotides long. It is a transcript of the gene CRB1, whose product is annotated as crumbs cell polarity complex component 1. The transcript is spliced from 12 exons. Gene Ontology annotation, biological process: establishment or maintenance of epithelial cell apical/basal polarity; heterophilic cell-cell adhesion. NCBI's taxonomy places the organism in Eukaryota, Metazoa, Chordata, Aves, Strigiformes, Tytonidae. The coding region runs from base 234 to 4463 and encodes 1409 amino acids. Gene Ontology annotation, molecular function: calcium ion binding. The record is from RefSeq and is a predicted model, not a curated record. Gene Ontology annotation, cellular component: plasma membrane; protein-containing complex.
AGGUUUGAAAAAUCACUCAGACCUGCUGAAGUAAAACCUUAACAAGCACAACUGCCUUUUGAAUCAAAGUCCGUAGGUUUGCAGUGAACAGCCUGAUGAGGGGCACAGGCAAAGAUGGCUUGUAGGGAACUGGGUGCCUUGGCUACUACCUUAGUUUCAGAGAUGAGAAAGCAGUGAGGAUCAGCACCAGCCCUUUGGACAACAAACAACUCCACAGAGAAUGUCCUAUCAAGAUGAAUAUGGCUCAUUCAAGAAUUAACUCUCUACUCAUCUUCUACCUCAGUUUUUUGCUGCUCAUCCAUUUAAAAAAGUCACUUUGCAUGAGGAAUGAUUCCAGGUGCCUGUCAAACUCUUGCCAAAAGAACUCUACAUGCAUUGUUGGUCGUAAAGAUGAUACUUGCCAUUGUACAGAUGAAUCACUGGACAGUGUGGAAGAACUCUGCAAUAAAACCUCUGAUCCUUGCUCCUCAAACCCUUGUCUUCAAAAUGCUACCUGUUUAAGCUCUGCUGGAAACCUCAGCUUUUCUUGUGAGUGCCCUGCUGGGUAUAAUGGACCUACCUGCGAAACAGCCAUCAGCAUGUGUGACACAAACCCUUGUGAGCAUGGAGGCACCUGCCAAAUUGACCUGGCUGGGCCCACCUGCCUUUGUAGUGCAGGAUACACAGGUACACUCUGUGAAACGGAUUUUGAUGAAUGCAUUUCCGAACCGUGCCACAAUGGAGCGGUGUGCAGGGAUGGGGUUGAUGAAUACUCCUGCUACUGCGUCCCAGGCUACCAAGGCAAGCACUGUGACCUGGAAGUGAACGAAUGUGCAUCAGAUCCAUGCCUGAAUGGGGCAACGUGUCUCAACCAGAUAGGACAGUAUGGCUGCAUCUGUCCACUUGGGUACACAGGUACAAACUGCGAGCUGGAAAUAGAUGAGUGCUGGUCACAGCCAUGCCUGAACGGCGCGACCUGCCGCGAUUCCCUGGGGAGCUUCUCCUGCUCCUGCGCGCCCGGCUUCCUCGGCCACCUCUGUGAAACCAACUUCGACGAGUGCGCCAGCCGGCCGUGCCUCAACGGGGGACAGUGCACGGACGAUGCCAACAGGUACAGCUGCAACUGUACUGGUACUGGAUUUAUGGGCCUACACUGUGAGACCCUAACUCCCUUAUGUUGGUCACAACCAUGCUACAAUAAUGGCACUUGUGAGGAUAACGCAAACAAUUACAUAUGCCACUGUUGGCCAGGCUACGCGGGGUCCCGCUGCGAGGAAGACAUCGGGGAGUGUGGCAGCAGCCCCUGCCUCUCGGGUGGGGACUGCGUGGAACGCUCCUGGGCCGGCCGCUACGGCAGCGUCCCCGGCCUGCCACCCACCUUCCGCUACGACACGGCCGAGGGCUACAUCUGCAGCUGUAAGCCGGGCUUCACCGGUACUCACUGUGAUGAAGACAUCAACGAAUGUCACAUGAACCCUUGCCAAAAUGGUGGAAUCUGUGAGAAUUUUCCUGGGAAUUACACAUGCCAUUGCCCACCUGCAGACAAGGAGGGGAUUUAUUAUGGUGGCUGGAACUGUACAGAAGUUCUCCAUGGCUGUACUGAUCAGCAAUGCCAAAACAAUGGAAUAUGUAUCCCACAUUUAAAAAAUUACAAACAUGGAUUCAGCUGCAUAUGUUCACCUGGGUACACUGGAACACACUGUGAAACCAUAACCACGUUUUCUUUCCAAGGAAACAGUUUCCUUUUCUUGAAGAAUCCCCUGACCCCUCAAAAGGAAUUUUUCUAUAAUAUAAACCUGAGGUUUCAAACUGUACAACCUACAGCUUUUCUGUUUUACCGAGGGGAGAAAAAUACAUUUGCAAAGUUGGAGUUACUGAAUGGCUACUUACACUUAUCCGUGGAAGUCAAUAACCAGCCACAGGCUCUUUUGCAUAUUUCACGUAAUGUCAGUGAUGGAGAAUGGCAUUCAGUGGAGGUAACCUUGGCAAGAGCUGUUACUCUUAGUUUGCUUGACAGCUCUUGUGUAGAAUCGUGUCUCAAUAAAACAUCUGCUAUGAUAGAUAACGAUCACGUGAUGCUUGCAUUUCAGAGCACGUUUUUGGGCGGCUUACCAGUGGGGAACAUUAGCGGCAACUCUCUGCUUAGCAUCUAUAAUAUACAUUCUGCACCUUCAUUUGUAGGCUGUCUUCAGGACAUUGAAAUAGACUUGAAUGUUAUUACUCCAGAAAAUGUGUCACCUGAAUCAUCUUUAAAUGUCAGGACAGGAUGUACUAAAGAGGACUGGUGUGAAACACACCCUUGUCAGAACAGGGGACGCUGUACCAACCUGUGGCUGAGCUACCACUGUGAUUGUUACCGGCCGUACACCGGGCCAAGCUGCGCAGCAGAGUACAUUGCAGGCCGGUUUGGAUCUGAGGGCUCCUCAGGCUAUGCUGCUUUUUCUGUUGAUGCCACUCAGAAUGAAAAUUUGAACAUAUCAAUGUUUGUCCGAACACGCAAAUCUUCUGGUUUGUUACUGGCUUUGAGAAACAAUACUUGCCUCUAUGUGAGAGUCUACUUAGAAGGUGGGAAACUCACAAUGCUAGUUCUAAAUUCCAUUAAGUUAUUAGGGAAAUACUCCAUGAAUGAUGGCAACUUUUACUUAAUAACGUUAAAAAUAGAACCGAAUAAGAUGGAAUUGUUCCAGUCCUCUCAAUACCUAGGGUUUAUUUCUACUCCAGUACUAACCAUUCAAAGUAAGGAUAUUCUUUACAUUGGAGGCCUACCAGAUAACAAAGAAACUGAUAGAAAUGGCAGGUAUUUCAAAGGCUGCAUCCAAGAUGUAAGAGUAAAUAACCAGCCACUGGAAUUCUUCCCCAUCUCCAAUCCACUGAAUUCACUUAUCAACCGAACUCUGAUCAAUGUCACCCAAGGCUGCACUGGUGACAACCUCUGCAAGUCCAACCCUUGCCACAACGGUGGUGUGUGUUAUUCAAUAUGGGAUGACUUCACUUGCACGUGCCCCCCUAACACAGUGGGGAAGGCAUGUGAGGAAGUUAAGUGGUGUGAGCUUGGCCCCUGUCCUCAUGAAGCACAAUGCCAGCUGGUGCACCAAGGAUUUGAAUGUCUUGCUAACGCAGUGUUUAGUGGCCGAAGCAGUGCGAUAUUUUACAGAAGCAAUGGAAAAAUCAGCAGAGACCUCACCAAUAUCGUAUUUGGCUUUCGAACUAGGGACACUGACGUGAUACUGCUGUAUGCGGAGAAGGAGCCAGAGUUUUUUACCAUCAGAAUUCACAACUCCAAAUUACUUUUUCAAUUGCAAAGUGGCAACAGCUUUUAUAAGCUGACACUUGCCAGUUCACUGCCUGUGAGUGAUGGGAAAUGGCAUCAAGUGAUGGUCUCUAUGGUAGAGCCUCGGUCCCAGUUCUCUAGAUGGAACAUUGAUAUAGAUAACAAGAAAGACACUGCAACUAGCACAACUGCUGCAGGAAGCCUCAACUUUUUAAGAGAAGAGACAGACAUCUAUGUGGCCGACAAGGCUUUUGACAGUCUGGAUGGCCUGCGAGGAUGUAUGAGCACCAUAGAAAUCAGUGGCAUUUAUCUCUCAUACUUCGAGAAUGCUGACAUCCCUACUAAAAAACCUCAAGAGGAGCAAUUUCUCAAAAUCUCUGCAAACCCUGCUCUUACUGGCUGUUUGCAGGUAGAUAUCUGCAGCUCAGAUCCCUGUAUGCAUGAGGGGAUAUGUGAAGACUUCUAUACUUCCUACCAUUGUGUAUGUCCCAAAGGAUGGACUGGCACCCAUUGCGAAGUCAACAUCGAUGAAUGCUUUUCAAACCCCUGCAUUCAUGGAAACUGCACUGAUGGGAUCAACUCUUAUGAGUGCAGUUGUGAACCUGGUUACACAGGGGUAAAUUGUGAAGAAGACAUAGACAACUGCCGUGGCCACCAGUGUGCAAAUGGGGCCACUUGCGUUGAUGGGAUUAACGGAUAUUCUUGCCUGUGUGCUGGUAACUUCACCGGAAAAUUUUGCAGAUACAGAAGAUUACCAUAUAAAGUUUGUGGGAAUGAGGAGGGGAACUUCACAUGUUUCAACUAUGGCAACUGCACCAACCUCAACGGCGAGUUGACAUGUGUUUGCCUGCCGGGAUUUGCUGGAGAACGGUGUGAAAAGGACGUUGAUGAGUGCAGCUCCAACCCCUGUCUGAAUGGGGGCCUCUGCCAGAACCUACUCAACAAGUUCCACUGCCUCUGCGAUGUGAACUAUGCUGGAGACCGCUGUGAGGUAGAUUUGACAACUGACUUGAUCUCGAACAUAUUCACCUCCAUUGGCUCAGUAACGCUGGCCUUGUUAUUGAUCCUCUUCUUGGCAGUUGUGGUUUCAGUCAUCACUGCCAAUAAACGAGCAACUCAAGGGACCUACAGCCCCAGCCGGCAGGAGAAGGAGGGGUCCCGGGUAGAGAUGUGGAACAUGGUGCAGCCACCACCGAUGGAAAGACUGAUUUAGAAAAAAAGCGCUCCUCUGUCCUGGAAUACAGCCGAAAGGGGACAGUGUACAUAUGUUAGAUACAUUAAUUUUCAUUCCGAUACCAGGAAUACUCAUUAUAAAGAUUGCAAUGACUUUGGGCUUUCAAUAUUUUCAGUGUUUUCUUUUUAAGUUCAAUAACAAUAAAAUUCUCUUAACAUUUAAGUGAAUCAAUGCCAUUUAUCAUUGUGUUGGACCAACCUCUCCAAGGACAAUUUUUAUUUGCACUAGAAACUCCAGCCUUGAUAAUCAGCAGUAGGCAUUACAGACAGUAAAGGCUCCUGGGAUACAUGUAAGUGCCUGUCUUGGAUGCAACACGAGUAACUGCUUCUCGCUUGUGUUUUCCUUUGCCUAGCAAUCACUGCUGCAGAAGAUGAUGCAAACAAAUCAAAUAAGCCUGUUCAACAAAGACAUUGUAAUUCUGUUAUCAAAGGGUUUAGUACUAGACCUGUGUCUCAGCAUAUCUACUUUCAUCUGUUAAUCAGGGAUUAAAAGGAACCUGUGCGAAAACUCUCCAAAAUAAAUGCUUCAAAUUUAAUUGGUGUUCUUUCCUCCAGUUCUCUCAUUUUACCUGCUGCCCCUCCACAUUCUCCUGAAAAGAAUUUCAAUUUUCACAAAAGCACAUAUUCCUCUGAGUAUAAAAGACUGUGCUGUAAAAUAUCAAGCAGACACAAUCUGACCUUCAGGAGACAUGGAAUCUAAACAUUCUAAACAAAUUCUGUGCAUCCACAUUACUGCCAUUUUCUUAUUACAAUAUUACCUGAUGGUCCAUUUUAGAAAACUAUUGCUUCUCACAUUAAAAACAUAUAUUGGCUGCCAAAAAGCACGCUCAAAAACUUUUCCCAAAGCUAAUGGAAAAUACAAAGAAAGAGGCAGGAGCAGCCUACAGGUAAAGCACUGGCUUGGAAAUAAUUACGACAGACUUGUUGCUUCUCCUGGAGCUCAGACGUCUCAUACGAUCAUGGGCAAACAAAAUUUUAUGCCCUGAUUUUCAUCUUUUAAAACAGGGAUAAUCCCAUUUAACUACCUUGUAAACCUCAGCAACAAAAGGAUUGCAACUGUGCAACUGUUGAGAAAGAAACACAUGCAUAAAAUGUACUGGAACAACAGGAGAAGUUUUGAAGAAAUCUUGUAAUGAAACAGACAUUUGAAAAUCUACAGGAGAUUUAAUGAUCAUUCUUGCAGCAGGAAAAGAUGUGCCAAAAAUACACGCAGGUCAAAUGAGUGAUUUGAAAUGUAAAGACAAAAUUUAGCAGACAUGUAGUUAAGAAAUUAAAGCAUAAACAUUACUCUCACACAAAUUGAACCCACAAUAAAGAGGCAACAGAGUAGAAAGUCCAUGAUGGCAUUUUUUUCUUCCUGCAGUUCAGUUUACAUGUUCCUGCAGUUGUGAAACAUCCCAGAUAUACACAUCAAACCCCAGAUGAUUAUUCCAGGAGUUGCAUAAUAGAGUAUGCAGACUCAGUAUCCAAGAGUUUAACUCAUCUUUUUAAUUAUGAUCAAUUCAUAAUUCAUUUUGAGUGAACCCCUUAAGAGAUUGCUGAAGAUCAAUGUCACCCACAUUUAUUUUUGUAUCAGAUGAUUAGAAGUAACUAUGAUAGUAAGUGCGUUCUGGAUUUUUUGCAGUCCUUACCGGUAUCUUUCAAAACAAGGCACUUCAGAAAAUGUGAGUGGAUGGUAAGGUUCAAGCUGAGUUAAAAGAGCAGAAUGUAGUCACAGUGAAAAUGCACAACAGAUUUUAUUCUAGCCUAAUUCACAGCUUUACUGCUGAAGCUUAUUAUUUUGAAUGCAAUUGUUUUUCUACAGCUGCAGCCUAAAUCCAGAGAGUUCAAAUAACAACUAAGAAUGGAAAAAGAAGUUACCAAAAAUAUUAUGUGAGAUAAGAAAUAGCAGAGAUUCAGAGCAGAUCUUUUCAAAUCAUGGGAUUAUGUAAUUAUAGAUGUAAUACCUUUUAACUGAAACUCUUGGUUUGCCCCAGCAUUUGCCCUAUGAGACACUGUUAAGGCAUAAUAAAGAAUACCAUGAAGUUCGUUAGGUGUGAUCUUUUCUAGAAGAUACAUAAAUAUUGGAAAAAAGAAACAAAUGAGAGAGCAAAGAACAGUGUGUGAGGAUGAGAGACCACAAGUGAAGCAGGAGUGAUUCUGUGCAGAUUCUUAUACACAUUGCUUAAGCCUCACCCAAAAAAAGCUGUGAGAGACCCAAAGGCAAGGCCAUCUCUGCCUAGAAAGUGGCAAGGGAGGCAAAGACACAGAAACCCAUGAUAACCAGAGGGCAAGCAGUAAAGUAAGUAUGUGGAGGAGAAGAGCUGUAAGGCUGCAGGGUGGGAAGGGCUUGGGGACAGAGAGCUCUGAAAACCAGGGGUAAUCUAGAAGCACGAAGAACCGGGCACAAUUAGCAGAAACAGCAUUGAACUAGUGAAGUGGUUGGAAAGAAGAUGUUUCCACACACCUGCUUUAUGUUCUUGGAUUUCUGGUCAAUGAGCUAAAAAGAGAAAUAAAAUUGAUAGAGAUCCCUGUGAAUAGCAGAGAUGGAGAAAGAAAAACAUAAAUUAAGUCAUUUCAGAAAUAGCAAUAUGAUGGUUAUAAAGAUCUAACUUAAGUUCACCCUUCUUUGAGCAGGAGGUUGGACUAGAUGACAGUCGUAGGUCCCUUCCAGACUAAAUUAUAAUAUGAUUCAAAGAAAAAGGACAGAAGAGAGAAAGCAUCUGAAGAUGGAGGCAGUUGGCAUGGAGAACUAACUUGAAUGAAAGCAUUAUUGUUCACGGUGAAAGUUAGAGCAAGAAUAAGGAAGUGGCUGGAAAGUAAUCCUGCUCUUCUCAGUGGUUUGAGUUUCUGGAUGAAAUUUUGACGACAGUAGAAGAACAAUCUGUACAGAGGUAAUAAAAUAUUUGAGAAAGUGUUGCCACACAGAGCACCUAUAGGGCUGAGCAAGAUACCCAGGAACAUGUACAGAAGAAGGAAGAGGCAGAGAAGAUGAAAGCCUGGAGAGUUUUCAUACAGACUAAAGAGAGCUCUGGAGGAAUAUGCUCCUACAGAAUUAAAAAGACACCCAUAAAAGCACAACAAAGAGAAAAGUCUUACAGUGAAAUAUAAGUGUGGUUUGUAGAAGGUAAGUCAAAGAGACAGAAGGCAGGGGAAAAACCUUUAAACUACGAUUAGAGUAAGUUGUGAUUGCUGUCAGUCUUGGUAGAGUAGAAAAGAUAAAAAUAAGAGUGGUGAAAAUUUAUGCAAAAGUGAGAGAAGAAAGUGAAAUGAAACUGGAUAAUACUUGAGAAAGGGGGAGGCAAACACUGGAUUGCAGCAAGGGUGAAGCUGGCCUUUCAUAGCAGUGAGGCCAUAGGAAAGGGAGGAAGGAUGAUGGUAAAUCAGGAAUGAAAAUUACCUACUUUAGUAGAUCUGUGUAAGAUGACUUAAAGGGAGCAUGCUUUAUAGCAAAUAGGGAUUAAAAUGUGAAAUCAAAACUCUAUGAUCUUGUAAGAAACAAACAAGAAAAGGCCCCAAAGGCACAAAUGUCAGUUCUAAAUACACUUUCUGAAAAGCUGAGUUAACAAAGCAACAUCCAAAGAAGACAGGGAGGCAGAUGCUGCAGCUGGAAAAGCUCAAUGGCAGCCUGGAGAAGCAGAAGAAGUCCCAAAGCCGCCACUAUAUUAACAUGCUAUAGUGACCGUGAAACAUAUGGUUAGGAAGACUGACCCUCCCGGGCCAUAUCUCAACCAGGGAACAACAGUUAAAACAAAAGAGAAUACAUUAUAAAGAGUGUCUAAUACCAUCUUUACUGAAAUUUAAACCACAGAUUAGGACUGAUAGAGCAGAUGUCAAGCUAUUUACUGCUUCUCAGCCCAGGGGUAUAGUAAAAUGUGUACAGAAGCACAGACAUUCAGGGAGGAGCAAUAACAUCUAAGAGUUGUGGAGAGCAUUUGUGCUGCUGUAAGGAAAAAUAUAUUGAUAUUGGCUUUUGUUUUCCCAAAAAGCACUGAUAAACCAUUACUAUGGAGGUAUCUCCACGCAGAAGACUUAAAAUACUUCAGAAUUACAUUUGUUUAAUCUAUCUCACUAUUUGACUCAAAAGCUGAAAGUAAAAGCAUUUAUUCAUGAUCACUUUCAAUCUAUCCAUUAAAGAAACAAAUGCACAAUAUGCUCCCAGACCUUACACAUUUAAACUUUCUCUUCAUGUCUAACAGCCUUCUACAAAGAAAGAGAAGGUGCUGAGUUAGAGCACGUGAUCUGCUCUGCACCAAAUCCCUCUGGAGAUACUCAGAAGCAGGGGAAGGAGGAAGCAACUUACUCCCCUUUCACAGUCCAUUCCAUUUUUUCUUGGAAAGAGAUAACAUUCAGCCUGUGAAACGGUGAAGAAUACCUUCAGAGUCCCAGGAAUAUUUACACUAGGCAGAAUAGAAAUAUUGCAGGUGAAAUUUUCCCAGCUCAAAAUGAUCAUAGUGUGUCACUGCAUUAUGUGCCUUCUUCAUUUUAUGUAAAAUUAACUGUUCCUUCUCUGUAUAUACAUAGUAUGUUUAUAGCUUAGGUGGUGUACUCGUAUUACUAUUUUGCUGUGUACAGGAUCAAAAUGACCAAUA